GGAAGAGGACCCGGACCCGCCGUUAGAGAAUCUGUUGUGGACUGAACCUGCUGCAGCGUUCUGCUCCAGCUUUCUGCUCCAGCUUCUGUUCUUCUACCGCAGCGAGCUGAGCCUUGCUGCCGCCCUUCGUCCCUCCAGAGGCGGAUCGUUGUCGUCCUGGACCCGGUAGAGAUGUCGGUCGUUCCUCCGAGCCGCUCGGCCGCCGGCUGGCCCCGCGGAGGAGCCGUCCAGUUCGGGAACAAAUACAUCAGCGGGCCCGCUAAACCCCUGACGCUGGAGAGGACCAUCAACCUAUAUCCUCUGACCAACUACACGUUCGGCACCAAGGAGCCUCUGUACGAGAAGGACAGCUCGGUGGCGGCUCGCUUCCUGCGGAUGCGUGAGGAGUUUGAGAAGAUGGGCAUGAGGCGGACGGUGGAGGGCGUCCUCAUCGUCCACGAGCACCGCCUGCCCCACGUCCUGCUGCUGCAGCUCGGCACCACCUUCUUCAAGCUGCCUGGAGGAGAGCUGAGUCCUGGAGAAGACGAGGUGGAAGGACUCAAACGUCUCAUGACCGAGAUUCUGGGGCGUCAGGACGGCGUGAAGCAGGACUGGGUGAUUGACGACUGUAUCGGGAACUGGUGGCGUCCAAACUUUGAACCUCCGCAGUAUCCGUAUAUUCCAGCUCACAUCACCAAACCCAAGGAGCACAAGAAGCUGUUUCUGGUUCAGCUGCAGGAGAAAGCUCUGUUUGCGGUCCCGAAGAACUACAAGCUGGUGGCGGCGCCGCUCUUUGAGCUGUACGACAACGCUCCGGGCUACGGACCAAUCAUCUCCAGCCUACCGCAGCUACUCAGCAGGAAGGAACUGUUCAGUGUUGAAGUUACAUAGCCGUCCGAUGCAGCAGUCACAUGUUCAGGUUCAACUUUAUUUACAACUGAGAGAGUGAACCGACGUCUGGCUGUCUCUGUGAGUUCAGGCCGGAGGCUGAAGAGGAGAAAAUAUUUCACAAAGCAAGCAGGAAGUUGUUUCUACUGUGAGAAGAAGAAAUGAAAUGUCACGUGUCUGUUUUUGAUUUGUUUUUUUAAUCUGGGGGAUAAAAAAGUUAGAUUUUUUGUAGUAGCAGUUGUUUCUGUAUUCCAGUGUGGUGAGAAUCUGAUUUUAUGUUUCCCAGGAAGCCGAUGUUGAUUAAACAAAGUGCAUCAUUGAGUUUCUGCUGUUUCAACCUGUAACGAUGUCUGAUUUCUUUUUAAUAAAACGCUCCUUUCACGAUGUUUUUAUAAAGGUCGAAGAGCGUCGA
Messenger RNA from Centropristis striata (black sea bass), 1279 nucleotides. It is a transcript of the gene nudt21, whose product is annotated as nudix hydrolase 21. Gene Ontology annotation, cellular component: mRNA cleavage factor complex. The record is from RefSeq and is a predicted model, not a curated record. The transcript is spliced from 8 exons. Bases 172 to 870 code for a protein of 232 amino acids. Gene Ontology annotation, molecular function: mRNA binding. NCBI's taxonomy places the organism in Eukaryota, Metazoa, Chordata, Actinopteri, Perciformes, Serranidae.